AUGAUCAGACUCAAGCGGUUGGAAGAACGUAGGAUCUUAAGCCGCAACGACCCGCUAUACAUCUCCCGGAUGUUCAAGUCCCGCUGGCAGCCACUACCCGCCUAUAUCGGUAUCAUCGGAUGCAUUUUUGUCGUUAUCUGGUCCGGCGUCCCUCCGCUGUACAUAUUAGGAUCUAAAAGUGGUCUGACAUCGACCGACCACCUGAAGUCCAACGUCGGUCUUGGCUGCGAUGUCCUAGGCGCGUAUUCAGGCCCCUUCCUCUUCGCAGUCUUCUAUUUUACGUACAAGUACAUAACCCCUCGUUCCAGGGCCGUCCAAAUCAUCGAUCUCACACCAGGCGACUACGUGCUAGGUGAUCUAGCGGUUAUUGAAGGGGAGGAUCCUACCACUGAUCGCAGCGCUUCCGCAGCAGUCCUCCAGCCUGACGGAUAUCAAAUAGAAGCCCAGCGUUGGAGUGCCGCGUCUCCGAAACACAUUAGCACCGAGCUUGAGAUGAGCCAUGAUCUGCUAGAGGAGUAUGAGGCCCGGAAAGCGCACGAAGAGCAACGUAGGAGAAUUCAAGAGGUCCUUAGACGGAGGCCGGGCCGUAUGGAGAGGAGUCUAUUAAGAGAGCUGUGGAGUUGCGUCGUCGCAGACAAGUCAACGUCUCCGGAUGCAGAGUAG
Didymosphaeria variabile is the source of this 663-nucleotide messenger RNA. RefSeq lists its product as uncharacterized. Lineage: Eukaryota; Fungi; Ascomycota; Dothideomycetes; Pleosporales; Didymosphaeriaceae. The transcript is spliced from 3 exons. Bases 1 to 663 code for a protein of 220 amino acids. The record is from RefSeq and is a predicted model, not a curated record.